CGUGGGCCAUGGGAUGCUGCCGCCCGCUCCGACUGAGCUCCAGCUCCGGUUUUUCCCUCCACCAUACUCUCCCCCUCCCCUCCUCUCCUUUAACUCCCCCCUCCUGGGCUCGGGACUGGUUUCCUCCCUUAGCCCGCUGCCCUCAAUCCCGGCGAGGCUGGGGCUUCGGCUCGGCGUCCCCUUCUUUGCUCCCUCUCCUGACGCCCCAUGUUGCCCCCGCCUGGACCCUGGCUCCCCCAGCCCCCCACUUAGGCUGGCGCACAAAUCUCGGGGUGCUGGCGCGUGGGCUAGGGGCGCGAAGGGCGCCUGCAGACAGCCCUUGCGAGGGCUCUUGGGCUGAGCGCUCUGGAGCCGGGGACGCGGGGACAGCAGGAAGCAGGUCCGCGUGGGAGUUGGGGGCACCAGCCACCCACGGGGUGACCGGAGCUGAACAGUCCGCCAAAGGAGGCAAUCACCCCUGGGGGUUCCAGGCAGAGGGUGGUUAUGUGCUGUACCCUCAGAUCGGGGACCGGCUAGACCUGCUUUGCCCCCGGUCCCGGCCUCCUGGCCCCCACUCCUCUCCUAAUUAUGAGUUCUAUAAGCUAUACCUGGUAGGGGGUGCCCAGGGCCGGCGCUGCGAGGCACCCCCUGCCCCAAACCUCCUUCUCACCUGUGACCGGCCAGACCUGGAUCUCCGCUUCACCAUCAAGUUCCAGGAGUACAGCCCUAACCUCUGGGGCCACGAAUUCCGCUCACACCACGAUUACUACAUCAUUGCCACAUCUGAUGGAACCCGGGAAGGCCUGGAGAGCUUGCAGGGUGGCGUGUGCCUAACCAGAGGCAUGAAGGUGCUUCUCCGAGUGGGACAGAGUCCCCGAGGAGGAGCUAUCCCCCGUAAACCUGUGUCUGAAAUGCCCAUGGAGAGAGACAGAGGGGCAGCUCACAGCCUGGAGCCUGGGAAGGAGAACACGCCAGGUCUGUUCUGUUCUUCCCUAGCAUCUUCCUCCUUACAUCUCCCUUUACCCUCUUGGCUUCUUAUCCCGUGCCUCUCCCAUCUCCUAGGUGGGGGCAUCAAAGCACUUCUCCCCUUAGCUCUCAGCCCCGCUUCUGACCUCUCAUACCAACCACUCCCCUCAGUCCACCAAAAGUGGGGGCCCUUAUGGGGAAGGCUCUGGCACACCACCCCUGCUCAGGGCAUGGGUAGUAGGGCCUCCUCUGCUCUGCCCCAAGCCUCUACAUACUUACUCCAGCCAUUUGGGGUGGUUGGGUCAUGACAGCUACCAUAAGAAGAAGUGUCCUGUUCUGUCCAGUGGCUGACAGCAAGAUAUGAACCAGUUGGGACAUUGUGGACUUGGUCUGAUGCUGAAAGGGCCACUUGGGACAGAAAGUGACUCUCUCCAGACAAGAAGUGGCUAGGCCUGGACAGAAGUGGCCUGGAAAGUGGCAGAAGCAGUGCAGCAGGAACUGGAAGUGCCUUCAUCCAGGACAGGAAGUAGCACUUCUGAAAUAGGAAGUGGUCUGGCUGGAACUCCAAGUGGCUUAGUCUGGGGGGGUUGGGGGUGGGAGGUGGAUGGUUCUUACCUGUGGAGAAGCGGGCAGGAGGAACUUCCUGUUUCAAGAGGAAGCUGGAACUUAACUGUAAGAGGACAGAGGUGGACUGAGGAAGACUUUCCUAGCAUUCAGUGGCACUUCCCAGUAUCUCCCUUUCCAUGUGCUCUGUGUGAUUUUAAGACAGCUAAGAUGACUGCCAUCUGCUAUGGCAGGCCCAAUUUGUCUUGUUUGUCCCUUCCUGUAUCUCAGUAUAAUCUCUGUUAAUCAACAGAACUACCCCAAGAGCCCGUGUUCUCCCCCAGUAACCAGAUGGCUGUCUUGUUCAUUGCAUCUUCCCUUCAGAGCCAACAUGGCUCCCUUCUUAGUGACCAAAAUGGUGGCCUACCAACUGGUCUAGCUGACAGUGGUACUUAGAAAUGACCACUGUUUCCAUAGUCACCAGCCUAUACCUCUUCCUGCUCUCUAGUGCACAGUUGGCUGUUGCCUCAGUUUCCUCCCAUCUCAGUUUUAUUAGAUCAAAGCUGCCCUUGGACAUCAAGUCACCUCAAUCACCAGCCAAGAUGGUUGCUUUGUCCACCAGAGGUCAAGUCAUCUCUCUGGUGCUGUAUAGUUCCCAGCUCCUUCCAGGGAACAGGAAGUUGAUAUUGCCAUGGGGGAGGUGGCGGGGUAUGGCCGUCACCUCACUAGUUUUACUGUAAAAGGGAAAUUUGAACAACAAAAACCAAAAAAAGAAUAAAAAAC
Molecule: messenger RNA, 2271 nt
Organism: Fukomys damarensis (Damara mole-rat)
Lineage: Eukaryota; Metazoa; Chordata; Mammalia; Rodentia; Bathyergidae
Gene: Efnb3
Product: ephrin B3
Exons: 5
Coding region: 9-1253 (414 amino acids)
Biological process (GO): ephrin receptor signaling pathway; axon guidance
Cellular component (GO): plasma membrane
Molecular function (GO): ephrin receptor binding
Source: RefSeq, a predicted model, not a curated record